Messenger RNA from Ogataea haglerorum, 921 nucleotides. RefSeq lists its product as uncharacterized. The transcript has a single exon. Gene Ontology annotation, biological process: amino acid metabolic process; pyridoxine biosynthetic process; pyridoxal 5'-phosphate biosynthetic process. The record is from RefSeq and is a predicted model, not a curated record. NCBI's taxonomy places the organism in Eukaryota, Fungi, Ascomycota, Pichiomycetes, Pichiales, Pichiaceae. Bases 1 to 921 code for a protein of 306 amino acids. Gene Ontology annotation, molecular function: amine-lyase activity.
AUGUGCCCAUCCGAUUUCCGCAAAAAGGCCGGUCUGGCCCAAAUGUUGAAACAGGGCGUCAUCAUGGACGUCACAAGCGUCGAGGAGGCCUUGAUCGCCGAGGAGGCAGGCGCUGUUGCUGUGAUGGCUCUCGAGAGAGUGCCCUCCGACAUCAGGAAAGAGGGGGGUGUUGCCCGCAUGUCUGACCCUCACAUGAUCAGGUCCAUCAUGAGCGCUGUGUCGAUUCCCGUGAUGGCCAAGGUCAGGAUAGGACACACGGUGGAGGCAGAGAUGUUGGAAGCUCUGGGCGUGGAUUUCAUCGACGAGUCGGAGGUUCUCACGGUCGCAGACAGAAAGCACCACGUGAGCAAAGAGGACUUCAACGUGCCCUUUGUUUGCGGAGCAAAAGACCUGGGCGAGGCUCUGCGACGUAUUGUAGAGGGAGCAGCCAUGAUCAGGACCAAAGGUGAGGCCGGAACAGGCGACGUCAGCGAGGCAAUCCACCACAUUCGCCAGAUCAAAAGCGAGACAGACGAUGUGGUGGCCAAUUGCCUUGUUCUGCUAGACGACUCCACGAACGAGCCCGGUCUUGCGCGGUUGAAAGGGUUCUCGGAAAAAUUCAGAGUCGAUGAGGACUCCGUUAUGGAGCUGGUGAGAAACGGGGGCAAGUUACCGGUGGUGAAUUUCGCCGCGGGCGGGAUCGCGACGCCGGCCGACGCUGCUUUGUGCAUGCGCUUGGGCUGCGACGGUGUGUUUGUUGGAUCUGGAAUCUUCAAGAGCUCCAACCCUGCCAAGCUGGCCAAGGCAAUUGUCGAGGCGGUGCACUGGUAUCUCGAGCCGGAGGAGAUUCUCAAAGCGAGCUUUGAUCUCGGCGAGCCGAUGCGCGGCACCCAAGUCAGCGGCCUGAAAGAGGAGGAAAAACUGUCCGUGAGAGGCUGGUAG